GCUCAAAUGCCUUAACGUGGUUUCAGAAAUAUAAGGAAUGUCAUGGUGCUCCCCACUACGUUAGUACAAUGCUUGCUUUUAGAAACUGUCGUGUGCUUAACUUUGUCCUGUCCAAGCCCUUACCCAAUAUUUCAGCGCCGUGUCUUCGAGGUUUCGCCACCACCCAACAAGAAGCCAAAAUAAACGAUAUGCCCAUUAAGAUGGAAAAUCCGUUCAAACAACCUGAGAAAAGAUGCAUCCUUUGCGACGUUUCAGUGGAUUACAAAAAUAUUCAGUUGUUGUCACAGUUCAUCUCUCCACACACAGGCAGAAUAUAUGGGAGACACAUAACAGGCUUGUGUGGUCAGAAACAAAGAGAGAUUACAAAAGCAAUCAAGAAGGCUCGAUCAGUGGGCUUCAUGUCAGUUACGCUGAAAGAUCCACAGUUUAUGAAAGAUCCCAACAUUUGCAACAUUAGACACUUGGAGUAGCUUCAGCCUCAUCUGACAAGUUUCCAGUCUCCCAUGAUUUGAUUUCAACAACUGAAUAAAAUUCUAACCAAAUGCAUAAACCUG
Molecule: messenger RNA, 554 nt
Organism: Electrophorus electricus (electric eel)
Lineage: Eukaryota; Metazoa; Chordata; Actinopteri; Gymnotiformes; Gymnotidae
Gene: mrps18c
Product: mitochondrial ribosomal protein S18C
Biological process (GO): mitochondrial translation
Cellular component (GO): ribosome; mitochondrial small ribosomal subunit
Molecular function (GO): structural constituent of ribosome; small ribosomal subunit rRNA binding
Source: RefSeq, a predicted model, not a curated record